AGAAGGCUGAAUGCAGGCGCAGCCAUUUUCUCCUACAUUGGAACUCAAUGGCCAAAAUGGGUUUCCUUUGUUCCUAAAGGGAUCUAAAUCUUGAUUUCAUCAGCCUUUUAUGGACUAUUUAAUACAUACAGUGUUUCUGUUUACAGGAUCUGAGAAGAAGGAAGAUGAAAUGUUGGAUGAUAUCCCUUUGACAUUUUUAAGCUUUUUUUCUCUUCCUGGAAACCAUCUUUGUCCCAGCAAACUAGGUCAUGGCACACCCAUAUAACAGCAUUUUAUUCUUUAGUAAAAUGCUACUGAAUAAACAUUUUGCAUUUGAUUUAUAUUAUUACUAACUAGACUGUAAAAAGAGAGAGCGAAAGAAAAAAAAACACAUGAAAGUUACCAACUGCUUUUAAGGCCCUGCCUUGUACAGGGCCAAGCAUUAAUCAAUAAGUAAGUUUAUCUUUAUUGUCUUUGCUUAUUUAUCUGCAGAAUAAAUGUUUUAAUGCUAAUUAAACAGGCAUUUUAUGUAAACUGGCUGAAUUUUUAUUUAUUUUUAGUGCUCCCUAAGUGUCAUCAGUUUUGAGCAAAGCUUUGUCUUCAGAACAUUCAGUUGCAUGCUGUUCUCUCUCUAUCUCUCUCUUUUAAUAUAUAAAUUUAAAUUGAUUGCUUCUCACAUUUCAGCAAACAAUUCAGGCCAUAGAGAAAAAGGACGAUUGGCCUUUUGCAAAAAUGCUGAAUCACAGCACACCAUUCAGAGCAACAUCCUGUCCCGCUCCACCCUCUGUAGACAGGAGAAUGUGAGAAAUGUGAGAAGAUUUUCAAAGGACUGUCUCAAUGAACAUGUAUUUAGGAAGUAAACUAUCCUGACCGGCUGGAGGGAGUGCCUUCAUGUACCCCGCCUAGUGAUGGUGCAGACCAUGUGUAGACAGGCACACAUGUUUAACAGCCUCAAUUACAGUCGCACGCUCUGAUCUGCUGGGGUUCUUGAAAACACAGUCACAUGGUUUGAAAAGAAAACGGGCGAAAGGAGGAGGAAGUUGAGACCGGAUAGCAGCAUGCUUACCUGGCAGAGUUAGUCUCACGUUAUACUCACCAAUGAAUUCACCUGACACUUCUGUGCACUUGGGCACCUGUUGGAGGAACUGACUCGGCCGGUGUGGACAUGACACAGAACGGCACUGUAGCCGGCAAUGGCACUCAAACUGAUUCUCUCAAAAUUGUGAUCGUCGGAGACGGGGGUUGUGGGAAAACAUCUCUGCUUAUGGUGUACGCCAAAGGAGAUUUUCCAGAGAAAUAUGCUCCGUCUGUGUUUGACAAAUAUGUCACCACUGUAUCCUAUGGAGGGAAAGACAUUCAGCUGAAUCUGUAUGAUACGGCAGGCCAGGAAGACUAUGAUCGCUUGAGGCCUCUGUCGUAUCAAGAAGUAAACCUUGUUCUCAUCUGCUACGAUGUGACCAAUCCGACGUCGUUCGACAAUGUCACGAUAAAGUGGUACCCAGAGGUCCGUCAUUUCUGCCGUGACGUCCCUAUUGUCUUAAUAGGGUGCAAGACAGACCUGCGAAAGGACAAAGAGAAGAUGAGGAAGCUCAAAGCUUUAGAUCUGGCGCCCAUCACCUACCUCCAGGGUGAACAGAUCCAGAAACAAAUGAACGCUGAGAUAUACCUGGAGUGUUCGGCUAAAUAUAGAGAAAACGUAGAGGACAUUUUCAGAGAGGCAACCAAGCGAGCGCUAGCAGCCAGGGCUAAAGCAAGACAUCGCUGCAAGAAGAAGAAACGCUGCACCAUUCUGUGACCACUGCCAGAAGAACACACUUGUUCAAGUUUUGUAUAUAUGAGCUAGGAUAUUCUGUAAACAUUCCGGAAACAUCUGCAAAGCUUCUCACAAUUGUUUAAGCCUUCUCAAAGGAAUAUUCUUCAGGACAUGUGGUGUGCGUUUUCUCACAAUCUGUCCACCAAGCAAGGCUUAACUGUUUGACAGAGGUCGUUUGUGUGUGUGUGUGUGUGUGUGUGUGUGUGUGUGUGUGUGUGUGUGUGU
This is a messenger RNA of Sinocyclocheilus anshuiensis, 2017 nucleotides long. RefSeq names its product ras homolog family member F (gene rhof). Gene Ontology annotation, biological process: small GTPase-mediated signal transduction. The transcript is spliced from 6 exons. Gene Ontology annotation, molecular function: GTPase activity; GTP binding. The record is from RefSeq and is a predicted model, not a curated record. The coding region runs from base 1145 to 1774 and encodes 209 amino acids. Lineage: Eukaryota; Metazoa; Chordata; Actinopteri; Cypriniformes; Cyprinidae.